Plasmodium berghei ANKA is the source of this 4893-nucleotide messenger RNA. RefSeq names its product histone deacetylase, putative. NCBI's taxonomy places the organism in Eukaryota, Apicomplexa, Aconoidasida, Haemosporida, Plasmodiidae. The record is from RefSeq and is a predicted model, not a curated record. The transcript has 2 exons. Bases 1 to 4893 code for a protein of 1630 amino acids.
AUGAUGAAAAUUAGCAAAGAUAAACGAAAUAUACGAUAUGAAUAUGAAUUAGACAAAUUAAAAAAAAAAAAAAAAGAUAAUAUUUUAAUUUUAAAUAUAAUAAAUAACAAGAUAAAUUAUAUUUGCUAUAUAUUAAAAAGUGAUUAUCGAAAUAUAUUAAAUGACAUAAAUUAUGAGAAUAAAAAUUCAAUAGAAACAUGUUUUUAUUAUUCAAAAUCUUAUAUAACAUUUUUACUUUUAUAUUACCCAUAUAUUCAUAAUUAUAUAAAAUGUUUAAGAAAUAAUAAUUUAAGAAUAUAUAAAAAUUUUUAUAAGCAUAUAUUAAAAUUGCCAAAUAAUUUCUACACAUUAAUAUUCAAAUUAAAAAUACUUGAUAUAAUAAAAGAAAAUAAAUGUUCAUUAAAUUCGAGUAAUGAUAUAAAUUAUAUAAAUAAAAAUAUACAAGAAUUUAGUAGUAAUAAUAUUAGUAACACUUUUUUUGAAAAUACGAACAAAACUUAUAGUAGCAAUAGUUAUAUCGAUAACAAUGCAGGAGGGGUAGCUGCUUUUCACAAAAAUUAUUCAUCAUCUUCCCAACUUGUAUUAAAUACUCCAAAUUUUUAUGACAAUUUUUCAAAAAAUAAUUUUAUAAAAAUAUUAUUUUCCAGAAUUUAUAAAAAAAAAUAUCAUAAAUCAAUAAUAAAAAUACUUGAACUUGUCUUAUUUUACCAUUCUUUGCCGUCCUUUUCAUUCUCACAAAAUUUUUUUCAAAAGUAUCACAACAAUAAAAGAAAUAGUGGAUUGGAUCGCAAGCAAUGUAAAUCCAAUAAAAAUAAACAUUUUAAAAAAUUAUAUUUCAAAACACCGUUUUUUAAGCAUGUUAUUGUACCGACUAUAUAUUUAAAUGAGGAUUGUAAAAAUGUGGAAGUGUUAGCUAAAAAAAAACUUGUUAAAAUAAAAAAAAAAAAAAUAAAAAAUAAAAAAAUAAAAAAUAAAAUAAAAAAAAAUGUGGCAGCAAAAGUAGAAGAAGAAAAUGCUGAUUAUUCAUUAUCAGAAAAUACUGGAAGUGAUAUUACUGAAAAAAGUUUAAGUUGUUUAAGUAAUUCAGAAGACGAAAGAGAAGUAAAUGAAUUUUUAAAAAAAGAAUUUAACUAUGAUAUUAAUCUAAAUAAAAACAAUGAAUCUCAUGAUAACAUAUAUUUUAACAAUUAUAAUGAUCAAUCUGAAGAAAUAAUACCAAAUGAUAAAAAUAUUAACGAUGGUCAAAUGAAUACUUCAUCGGUUUUAUCUUCUACACUUAACAACGAGAAUAUAUGUACGAAUAAAAUAAACAUUCAAAACGAAUAUUAUAAAAAUGAAAAUAAUAAUGAAUUGAAUUUUUCAGAGCAUGUUGUAAAUAAUGGGGAAAAUAUUUCAUCAACGAGAGAAAUAAAUAAUUUGCAAGUAAAUGAUAUAUCUGAUAAUUUUUUAAAAUUUAUAUAUAAUUAUAAUAAAAACAAUAAAUCAUUAAAAAAUGCAGAAUUAAUAUAUGGGAAAUAUAUACUUGAUGAUAUACAAAGUUUUAUAUUAUAUAGAAAAAACAAAGAAUUUAAUAGUAAUACUAAAGAUAAUAAUAAUGAAAAAAAAAAAAUAUAUAUUCAUGAAAUUUGGAAAGAUUUAAUAAAUUUUGAUGAUGCUGAUGAUAAUAAAAAUACUUUAAUACAUAAAGCUUGUUUAGUUUCAAAUAUAAACAUAAUAUUUAUUUUGUUGAAUUUAAAUGUCAAUCUAAUUGCUUAUAAUGAUAAAUCAGAACUCCCUUUACACUGCACUAUUUAUGGAACAAAUAAGUACAUUUUUUUAUUACUUCUUCACAAUACUAUUGAAUAUAUAUUUUUUUAUUACAUCCAAUUAUUUAAGGAUAAAAACAACGAAAAAAAAAAAAAAUCUAUAAAUAGCCAAAAUAUCAAAAAAGAGGCCAAAACAUACACACUUAAUAAUUAUAAUAGCAUAAUAAAUAUCAAUAAUGAGAAAAAAGAAAAUCAUCAAAAUACAAUAAAAAAUAUAAACGAAAUUAGUGAUAGUAGUAUUCCUCAUCAUACAUGUGAUAAAACGGAUAUAAUAAGUGAUGAUGUAGAAAAUGAUAAAAGUGUUAUUCGAAAUUCUCAUAUAAAAAAUAAACAAAAAUAUAUAUAUUAUAUAAAAAAUAAUUUUUUCUAUUGCAAAAAGAUAAAUCAUAAAUUUAUUUGUACAGUUGUAAAGCUAUAUUUAAGUUUAUUUGUAAAAAUUAUUGAACUAGGAAAUUAUGAAUUUUUAAAGAUUAUGUUUAAUUAUAAUAAACAGAUAUUUUGUUAUAUAUUACAAAAUCAAGAAAUGUUAUAUUUCCUUUGUUCAUUUGCUCGUAUGUACAAUUCGCUAAAUUUGUUUAUAAAAUUUUGUAAUGAUAUUUUUUCUUUUGAUAUUGUUAAAGAGAAUAAAAAAAAUCCAAAAAAAAGAUCUAAUACUGAAGCAGCAUUUAUAGAAAAGGAAAUCAAUAACAAUAUUAAAAAAAUUAAGUCUAACAUAACUGUUGAUAUUGAUAAUAUUGAAACAGAAAAUAUUGUAAAUCACGAAGAAGAAGCGCUUUCAAAAAAUGAAUCAAAUGAAUUAGAUUCAGUUUCUGUAAAAAUAAACGAAGAGGAAAAUAAAAAUAGUAUAAUAAAAAUAUCCCAAAAUAGUGAAAAAAAAAAAAAUGAUUUUAUAAAUAAUUAUGUGAUAAAAAAAAAAACAGAUAAAAAAAAUAGGAUAGAAAUAUUUUACUCACAUGAAUGUGCUAAACAUAUAUUUGUCCCUGAACCAACUGAUUAUCCAUAUAUGCGAAAUAGAAUUAAAAAUAGCAUACCUGAAAAUUCAACAAGAUUAGAUGUUUUAAUAUCUAAUAAACAUGGAAUAUUAAAAUUAAAUACUUUUGUAAAUUUUAAAAUUAAAAAAAUUCAAAGAAAAGCUACAGCAUUAGAUGUUUUAAGAGUGCAUGAUGUGUCAUAUAUAAAGAUGCUGUUACAAAAAAUGAAAAAAUUAAAUUAUUACAAUACUAAUGAUAAAUUUGAUAAUUUUUUAGAACCUUCGAAAAAAAACAUUAAAAAUUAUUUAGUAUUACCUGAAUAUUAUAGCGAAUCACCAAACAAUGACAAUAUUCCUGAUCAUAUCAAAAUGUUAAAAAAUAAUAAUAUUAUAAGUAGUAUGUACGAAGGAAAUCCAAAUUCUUCUACUCAACAUGGAGAUAAUAAUAAUCCCCAAUUUGAUAGCGUUGGUGAAGAUUGUGAAAAUAAAAAAAGUGGAUAUAAUGGAGGGUAUGGAAGGGAAUUAGAUAGUGGUAUAAACAGUAGUAAUAAUAUAACUGAGGGAAAAAUAUCGAGCUAUAAUAGUAGCAACGUAACUACAAUACAAAGCCCAGAAAAAAAAAUGAUCAGUAAAAAAUAUAGCAGCAAUAAUAGUAUUUUUAAAGAGAAAUAUGAUAAACUAGUUUUAAUAGAUAACGACACAUUUGUUAAUAAGCAUUCAUUUAAUUGUGCAUUAAAUGCAAGCGGGGUCGUUUUAAAUGCAGUUGAUUAUAUAUCUUCAAAAAAUUCGAAAAAAAACAAAAAAAAAAUAUUUUGUGUAGUAAGACCACCAGGACAUCAUCUUGGCACAUUUGGCGCAGCUCAAUUCAAUUUAUCAGAUGAAGAUAAAGCAGCAGGUAGCCAAGGGUUUUGUUUAUUAAAUAAUAUUGCUAUUGGUAUAUCAUAUGCAAAAUAUAAAUAUGAAAAGUAUGAAAGAAUAGCAAUAAUAGAUUUUGAUGUACAUCAUGGUAAUGGAACAGAACAAAUUAUAAGAAAUAUCGGAUUAAAAAAAAUAAAAAUUAAUGACUAUAUUGAUAUUUAUAGUUGGAAAGGGUGGAAAGAUAAAAAUGAUAAGAAAAAUGUUUUUUUUAGUUCUAUACAUGCAUUUGAUGGUUAUUUUUAUCCUGGAACGGGUUAUGAUACUGUUGAAUUAGAACCAUAUAUAAUAAAUGUAACAUUAAAAAAAAAUAUGGAUGAAAAUGAUUUUUUACAGUUAUUCCAUAAUAAUAUAUUAAUACAUUUAUAUCAUUUUAAGCCUGAUAUAUUAUUUUUAUCAGCUGGUUUUGAUGGGCAUAAAUUAGAUUAUGUAAAUAAUGGAUUUGUUAAGAAAAAUACGUCAACAUAUUUUUAUCUAACUAAUCUUAUUGUUUCAUUACAAAAUAAAUUACAUUUCCCUAUUAUUAGCGUUUUAGAAGGUGGGUAUAACACAUCAAAUGAUAUGGCAUCUGUUUUUAGUUUGUCAGUCCUUGAACAUGCUUUAUCUUUUUAUUACAAUGAUAUAUCAUUUUUAUCACGAAAAAAAAACAAAUCGAUAACUAAUACUAUCUCAAAAAAAUGCGCACGAAAAGAGAGAAAAAAAAAUGUAUUAAAAUUUCCAUAUAUAUGUUUAGGAAAAACAAAAAUGGAAGAAAUGUUUAAAAAUUAUUUUGCCGUUUUUAAAGAAAAAACCAAAGAAACUGCAAAUUUAAAUUUAACAAAUAAAGUAGUUGAAUAUCAUAAGUAUAUUAAAGAGUAUGAUCGAAAAGAAAAUGAAAUGAAAAAAAAAAUGUCAAAAUUUUUAAACAAAAAUAAAUUAUAUUUCCAAAACAUACUAAAUGAUACUAAUUUACUUUCUACAAGUAUAAAUAUAAAACUACCAUUCGAAUCAUAUUUUUAUCAAGUUUUAUUUCUUUUAAAAAUAAAAUUAAAAAAAAAAAAAUGUUUAAAAAAAAAAAAACAGCUAUUUUCGCAGGACGUUAAUCAAUACUUCUCCAUUUUGAACAACCCUUCCGAUAUUCAAAAUUUAAAAUCUGUCUAUAUUCAACAGCAUCCCGAUACAAAAUUUGAGUUAAAUAAUUUAUGGAAUCACCUAAAAAAUUAA